GCCGUGACGCCACCCCACAGGCUCCUCUUUCCCCUCGCAUUAAUGGCCGCUCCCUCUCUAUCCCCUUCGUCGUCUCGUCUCGUCUCGCGCUAGGACUCGACUCGCCCCCCGCCUCCCUCCGGCUUAACCCUCAAGAUUUCUCCCUCCUCCCGCUUCUCCUUCCCGCUUGGGCGGGCGGGCGGGCGCGGCACCUUCCGGUUCCGGGGGCCGGCCUAUAUAUAUACGCUCGCGACCGUCUCCUCUCCAUACUCUCUAGCAUGCUCGGCUCGCUCCCGGGAUUGAUCGAGCUCGCCCGUCGUCGAAGCGAUGGAUCAUUCGGUGCCUUCCCCCUCCUCUUCUCCCCGGACCGCCGCCGCUGCUCCCGGCGGCCCCUGCUGCCGCUUUGACGCGCUGCGGCGGGCGUGCGCCAGGCACGCCGCCGUCGCCGCGCGGGCCGCCGGGUGGACGCUCGGCGCGCUGCUCACCUGCGUCUUCGCCGUCGUAGGCUCACUCGUCGGAAUCUUCAUCGGUGCCUUCAUGGGGAUGUCCACGGAGAGCGGCAUGUUCCGCGGGGCUGGCGUCGGAGCAGUUUCUGGAGCAGUCUUCUCCAUUGAGGCUGUUGAGUCCUGCAUCGAGAUUUGGAGGUCCAGCCAUUCGGGAAAAUACAGCAUUCUCUUUGUGCUGGACAUCAUCUCUAGCCUCUUCAGCGGAAGAAUUGUGUGGGAGAAAGUCAGUCCAGCGCUACAGCGUGCAGUGCAAAGCCAGAUGAGUCUAAUGAGCACACCAUUCAUCGACAACAAUGACCUUUUUGAAACUGGCAGUACUGGAGGCAUGUCAAGGGAUUUGAUUGAUAGGAUCCCAAAGAUGAGGUUCAGUGCUGCAAGCAACUGUGAUCAGGAAACUGAUAGCAGCUGCUGCUCAGUCUGCCUCCAGGAUUUCGGAGCACAACAAUUUGUGAGGGCCCUGCCUCAGUGCCAACACAUAUUCCACGUGCGGUGCAUCGACAAUUGGCUCCUUCGGCACGCGUCUUGCCCACUAUGCCGGGCCGGUGUUCAUAUAGACCAUAUACAUAUGUAAAAAAACUUGCAGCGUGGCACCUGGUGUAUUUUCAUAGUGAAUACCCGUGCUCCUGUUGGAUAUCAUAAGUAUAGCUGUAUACAUAGGGUUUCUCUCUUUUUUGUUACUUCUACAGUCUUACUUAUGUGGGGCUAUGCUUUCAGCUGCACGUUUUUGUCGAAGUAAUAGCUUGAUAUGUACAUCCUGAAAAUGGACUGACUAACAAGCUCCCUGAGUUAUGGCCUUGUGCUUCAAAAA
Molecule: messenger RNA, 1293 nt
Organism: Sorghum bicolor (sorghum)
Lineage: Eukaryota; Viridiplantae; Streptophyta; Magnoliopsida; Poales; Poaceae
Product: NEP1-interacting protein-like 1
Exons: 5
Coding region: 307-1056 (249 amino acids)
Source: RefSeq, a predicted model, not a curated record